AUGGGUGUUUCAUAUCAAGGACUUGAUUGUCUUGCUGAUAUGUCUAAUUCAACUUAUAUGAUGUAUCAACAAUUACUGCAAACAGAAAUACCUUGGGCCGAUCAAUCAAAUUAUGCAAAAUAUACGAUAUAUUUCGGCAUAGUUACUAUAUUUAUAUCAACACUUAAAAAUGCAUACUAUAGAUUUAGAGAUUCAACGUAUUUAAAUACAAGAUCAUCAAACAAAUUUUCAUCAAUUGUAGAUGUUUUAAUUUCAUAUUGUAGAUUUGUUGGUUAUAAACAAGUACCUAAAUAUUUAACAUAUUUAUCAUUUCCAAAUUCUGUUGGGUCAACUUUAUAUAUGAUGAUAAGUGCAUUGUAUUUAUUUUGUUAUUGUUUGGUCCCUCAUUUUUGGUAUAGAGGUUGUGCUGGUUUUGGUUCACCACCUUUAGCUGUUAGAGCGGGAAUGAUGGCUACUGCAUUAACACCUUUUAUUUAUAUAUUAGCUGGAAAAUCAAAUGCUAUAACUUUAUUAACUGGUAUAAGUUAUGAAAAAUUAAAUGUGUAUCAUCAAUAUGUUGGAGUUUGUACUUUGGUUUUAUCUAUAAUUCAUACAAUUCCAUUUAUUCAUCAAGAUUUAGUUGAAGGUGGCUCUGGUCAUUUACAUAUGAAUUUUAUAAGUGAUCGUUAUUAUUAUAGUGGAAUUCCACCUUUGAUAUUAUUAGGUUUAUUAUGUACAUUAUCAAAAGCAUGGAUUAGAAAACAUAUAUACGAAUUUUUCUUACAUUCACAUUGGAUGUUUGGUAUUGCAUAUUUUGGUACUUUAAUUUGGCAUAUAGAUAAAUCUUUAGAUGCUGAUGAUUAUAUGUGGGGAGCAUUAGCAUUUUGGGCUACACAAUUGAUCUAUAGAAUUUUGAUUAAAACUGCUUUCAAACCAAAUUCCAUGUUUUUAAAAUCAAGACCAGCUAUUAUGAAUCAAUCAGGAGAUAAUGUUUAUGAAAUUGUUAUUGAAAAGGUUAAGGAUUAUAAGUGGGCACCAGGUCAACAUUGCUUUUUAAGAUUUGCCGAUUUAUCAAUUUUAGAUAGUCAUCCAUUUUCAAUAGCAUCAAUAAAGGAAGAUGAACAAGGAAUGAGAUUUAUAGUUAUACCAAAGAAAGGAUUAACUAAAUCCCAUUUUGAAGAAUUGAAUACAAAAUUAACUUGUGAAAAGAAAGUAUUUAUCGAUGGCCCAUAUGGUGGUACAUUUAGAAAUAUAGAAUCAUUUGAAAGGGUUGUUUUAAUUGCAUCUGGUAGUGGGGUCACUGCCACUUUACCAUUUUUAUCAUAUUUAUCCAAACAUAAUAAUAUUUUAAAGUAUGUCUCAUUUAUAUGGAUUGUAAGAAAAACUGAAGAUGUGAAUUGGAUUGAUGAGAAACUUAAAGAAUGUCAAAAAUUAUUGGGUAAUAAAUUAGACAUACAAUUACAUGUAUGUGAGAAGGAAGUGGAUGAAAAAUAUAUAGAAAAUGAUUUACAAUAUAUCUAUGAUAAACCAUCAGUCAAAAAGAUUAUUACAAAUUUAGUCAAUACAUUAACAACAAGAAAUAUGUUUAUUUGCUCAGGUAGUGAUUCAAUGAAAAGAGAAGUUAGCAAGUCAGUUUCUGAAUUACAAUCCUUAAUUUUUAAUAAUGAUUAUGAAGCAACUAAUAUUGAAGAAAUAUAUUUGCAUACGGAAUCAUUUGGUUGGUAA
Molecule: messenger RNA, 1704 nt
Organism: Insectozyma verbasci
Lineage: Eukaryota; Fungi; Ascomycota; Pichiomycetes; Serinales; Debaryomycetaceae
Source: the annotation of a GenBank genome assembly